AUGCGGCUCUUAUACUACGGCGAAGAUGGGGAGCUUAGUGUCACUGCCGACUUGGUUAGAGAAGACGCGACCCCUUAUUACGCGAUUCUGUCUCAUACCUGGGGAGCGGACGAUGAAGAGGUGACCUUUGAUGAUCUUACAAAGAACGCAGGGAAAAACAAGCAUGGCUACAGGAAGAUCCAGCUGUGUGGAGAGCAGGCACAGCGCGACGGCUUGCAGUACUUCUGGGUAGACACGUGCUGCAUCAACAAAGCGAACAAGGCUGAGCACUCGCUGGCCAUCCGGUCUAUGUUUCGUUGGUACCGCAACGCAGCUCGUUGCUACGUCUACCUACCGGACGUGUUUGUCUCACCUCUCGGAGAUGAGGGACAAGCUCGCCCGCCACCAUGGGACUCAGAGUUCCGACAAUGCAAGUGGUUCACGCGCGGCUGGACGCUGCAGGAGCUUCUCGCGCCCGGCGUGGUCGAGUUCUACUCGCGCGAUUGGCACAGGCUCGGCGACAGAGCAUCCCUAAAGUCUCAGAUCCACGAAGUCACAACCGUCCCUUACGACGUGCUCGAAGGAGCUCCGCUCUCUCAGUCCAGCGUCGACGAGCGGUUUCGCUGGAGACAAAAUCGGCACACGAAGCUCAAGGAAGAUGCAGCGUACUGUUUGUCCGGCAUCUUUGACGUCGACAUGGCGCCUGUCUACGGUGAAGGCACAGAGGAAGCCUUCAGACGGCUUCAUGACAAGAUCCGAAGCCAGGAAGAGAGCGUCCGGAAACGAGAGGAGUGCCUUCGCGACUUACGCCCUACCGAUCCGCGGAACGAUAAGAAGCGCAUCGAAGACACAAAGGGCGGUUUGUUGGAGGGCUCGUACCGCUGGGUGCUCGACAAUAGCAGCUUCCAGCAAUGGCACAACAACCCACACAGCCAACUGCUGUGGAUCAAAGGCGACCCUGGCAAGGGCAAGACGAUGCUGCUCUGCGGCAUCAUCAACGAGCUGCAGAAGACGGUCGCUGGGACCGCGUCUGUGUCGUACUUCUUCUGCCAGGCCACCGACUCGCGCAUCAACAGCGCCGCAGCUGUGCUGCGCGGACUGUUGUACUUGCUUGUCAGCGAGCAGCCGGCACUCAUCGCGCACGUUCGCAAGAGGUACGACCAGGCGGGCAAAAGCAUGUUCGAGGAUGCAAACGCAUGGGUUGCCCUGACAGAGAUCUUUGCAGACGUGCUGCAGGACCCGAGUUUGGACAUUACCUACUUACUGGUUGACGCGCUGGACGAGUGCGUCACUGAUCUGCCGAAGCUGCUCCACUUUGUCGCAAAGCAGUCGUCUGCGUCUUCUCGUGUCAAGUGGAUAGUGUCUAGCCGCAACUGGCCAAGCAUCGAAGAACAGCUCGGACAGGCAGGGCAUAAGGUAAGGCUGAGUCUUGAGCUGAAUGCAGAGUCCGUGUCGGCGGCCGUCAGCGUCUUCAUCCAACACAAGGUCUCUCAGCUAGCACAACAUAAAAAGUACGACAUGCAAACUCAGGGCGCGGUGUUCGAACAUUUGACGUCGAAUGCCAACGACACCUUCCUUUGGGUAGCGUUAGUGUGUCAGGAUCUCGAAAAGACAGCCAAACGAAAUGUCCUGAAGAAGCUGAACUCUUUCCCGCCAGGCCUGGACGCCUUGUACGAGCGGAUGAUGCAGCAGAUUGGCGCGUCAGAUGAUGCUGAGCUUUGCAGGCGGGUGCUGGCCUCCAUCGCGCUUGUGUAUCGGCCGCUCACGCUGGCGGAGCUGGUGAGCCUUAGUGAGCUGCUCGAAGAUGUUGCCGACGAAGCAGAGGCGCGGGAGAUUGUCGGUCUCUGUGGAUCGUUUCUCACUCUGCGAGCAGACACGGUCUACUUCGUGCAUCAGUCCGCACAAGACUUUCUCCUUGUGAAAGCGUCCGGCGACAUCUUUCCAGAUGGCAUCGAAGCCGCUCAUGGUGUUCUGUUUUCCAGGUCGCUCGCGAUCCUGUCAAGGACAUUGCAACGGGAUAUGUACGGCCUGGAAGCACCGGGGAUCUCUAUCAACGACAUUGCACCACCUACACCAGACCCACUAGCAGCGUCGCGCUACCCGUGCAUCUACUGGAUCGAUCAUCUGUGCGACUCGAAACCCAAGUCCAGGGCGAACGAGGUCAAGGAUGUGCAAGACAUGAGUGUUGUCGAAGGUCUCAGCCUGUGCAAGAGCAUAGCAAAGGGUGUGGUUUCAAUGACAAGGUUAUGCUCCCUGAGUCAGGAAGUGCAGGGCGGGGAAGAGCUUACAAAGCUUUUGCAGGAUGCUCGCCGAUUCAUCAUGUACCAUAAAGGGCCAAUCGAGAGCUACCCUCUCCAGUUGUAUGCAUCUGCACUGUUGUUCAGCCCAACAGAAAGCGCGAUCAGAAAGCAGUUCCAGCACGAGGAGCCAGAAGGGGUUACAGUCCAGCCGGCGAUGAGCAGCGGCUGGAGUGCGUGCCUGCUGACGCUCGAGGGCCAUAGCAGUGGUGUCAGCUCUGUAGCCUUCUCGCAUGACUCAACUAUGCUAGCGUCAGCAUCAGAGGACAAGACUGUCAAGCUGUGGAAUGCGAGUAGCGGCGAGUGUCUGCAGACGUUCACAGGCCAUAGAGGCACUGUCACCUCUGUAGCCUUUUCGCACGACUCAACUAAGCUGGCGUCGGCGUCAUACGACAACACCGUCAGGCUGUGGAAUGCAAGCAGCGGUGCGUGUCUGCAGACGUUCACGGGUCAUAGCAGCUCUGUCAGGUCUGUGGCCUUCUCGCACGACUCAAGCAAACUGGCGUCAGCGUCAGAGGACAAGACUGUCAAGCUGUGGAAUGCGAGUAGCGGCGCGUGUCUGCAGACCCUUAACAUUGGAACAAAUCUCCACAGUCUAUCCUUCGACUCUACUGACUCUUGUCUCUGCACGGAGAUAGGUACAUUUGUCAUCGCUAUCCCAGAGACAUUAGGCAGAGCAGCGGCCGCUGAGCCUGAGCCCCAGCCUCCUUUGUACCUGGGCACGAACCUUAGCUCAGACAACACGUGGAUCAAGCAUGCAAGCAAGCACAUGCUCUGGAUACCAUCAGAGUAUCGGCCAUUGUGCUCAUCUGUCCGCGGAACCACGGUCGCUAUAGGCGUUGGAUCUGGCUGGGUAUGGACCUGUAGUAUUGACGUGUAGUAUUGACUUUGUAUACACUCGUAUCCAUGCGUAGCAGAAUAGUAGUCAGUUGUCAUUCUCCUCCUGUUCGGCAUCGCAUCAAGGGGCAUGAGAACGGGCCCAAGUAUCCAGGUUGCAUGUUGCUGCAGAGAACAUGAGAAGAGGUUUUUAAGAGUGCUUGCUGUCAUAUAAAGCGUUUACGUAACAUUUCAACGUCUAGGACUGUUAUGGGCUGAGCCCUGUGGACUGAAGACUACGUACGAGACGUGAUUACGUAACAAGACUAGGCAGGGGUUGGCAGCCUUCUCUUAUAUUCUUCGUACGAUAGAACAAACCUUCUCUCUCUAUAUUUCUGCUUCUGUAGUAUAGGACAAAUGCAUACUCGUUAGAAGGCCACUUUGAUCCUUAACAAGGACCUUGUUGUGCGUAGUGUUGCGCUUAACGUGAACAAGUAACUAGUUGAACGUUGUUUUAUCUGUCUGCAUGAUCAAUU
Molecule: messenger RNA, 3628 nt
Organism: Macroventuria anomochaeta
Lineage: Eukaryota; Fungi; Ascomycota; Dothideomycetes; Pleosporales; Didymellaceae
Product: WD40 repeat-like protein
Exons: 4
Coding region: 1-3156 (1051 amino acids)
Molecular function (GO): protein binding
Source: RefSeq, a predicted model, not a curated record